UAAUAUAUAUAAUAGAUUAAUAGCUUUGGUACUAGAGUAGGAAUUGGUACAAGUUAGUGCAGAGAGACGUGAUGAUGAAGAAAGCAUGGAUUGUGAGUGUCGUUCCUUUUUUAUUGUAAAAGGUUGAGUCAGCAGAACAGAAACCUUAAAAAUAGGCAUACAAAAAGUGGUGUCUUAUUUAAAUUUGAAGGCUGUCCGAAUAGUUCUACACAUUGUUAUUGUUAUGCAACCAUGAAACAAAAGACUUGGUCAACCUCUGUUACCUCACUCUCUCAAAUACAUUAUCCAUCUCCUAUUAUUAGCUCUUCUUUUUCUUUCUUCUCUCUCCUGUUUCAAUGCCAUCAAAACUUUUCCACCCUCCAUGACCAACCCCUUUGCUUCUUCACCCCUAGCAGCUCCUCUUUUCUUUUAAUCUCCAUUGAGAAUCAAACCUUCCCUGAGGGCGCGCACGCCGCCCGUAGCGCGUGUGGGCCAUCUACCCUUCUUCACUAUGGCACUCAUCACUCAUAUUAUGAACAAUAAAACCAUAUUCAUCACAUUCAUUCUCUUGUUUUGUGUUGUUUCGUCAUCUUAUGGCGCUUCUGACUCUGAAUUGCUCCUCAAGGUAAAGGACAAUCUUGAAAAAAAACCUGAGGUGUUGUCAACAUGGAACACAUCAACCACACCUUGUAAUGGCGAUCAUGCCAAUUGGCGUGGCGUUCUUUGUUAUCAAGGAAAAGUUUGGGGAUUGAAGCUUGAGAAUAUGGGGCUAAAAGGUUUCAUUGAUGUGAAUUCUCUUAGGGAGUUACCAUAUCUUAGAACCCUUAGUUUCAUGAAUAAUGAUUUUGAGGGUGGUUGGCCUGAGAUUAAUAAACUUUUUGGUCUUAAAUCGCUUUAUCUGUCAAAUAACAAAUUUUCUGGAGAGGUUCCUUGGGAAGCUUUUGACGGUCUGCAGUGGUUAAAGAAAAUUCAUUUGUCAAAUAAUCAGUUUACAGGUCCUAUUCCAUCUUCUCUGAGUUUGAUGCCAAAGCUUAUGGAUUUGAGAUUGGAUGGAAACAAAUUCACUGGACCUAUUCCUAAAUUUUCAACAGAUUCCAAAUUGAAAACAUUCAAUGUAGCUAAUAAUCAGUUGCAGGGACCAAUACCAGCCGCUCUUAGUAAAAUCCCCGCUUCUUCCUUUUCCGGUAAUGAAAAUUUAUGUGGAGCACCAUUGACUGCAUGUCCUAUAAAGCAUGCAUCAAUUGCAAGUACUUGUGUGGUUGUUGUGGUUGUUUGUGUAGCACUGGCUGUGAUUGGAGUUACUGUGUUUUUCAUCCUACACCGGCGGCGAAGAAAACAAGAGCCAUCAUCGACUCUAGAGAAUCCACCUUCAGGCCACUACAACAACAAAAAAGUUGGAAGUGAAAGAGAUAUUGAUGAUGAAAGUAAUAGAUCAUCAAGAUCAAUGAGUUCCAACCACAGUAGAAGAAAUGAUCACAUGAAGUUGUCUUUUAUAAGAGAUGACAGAGAGAGGUUUGAUUUGCAAGAGUUGCUGAGAGCUUCUGCCGAGAUUUUGGGAAGUGGUUUUUAUAGUUCUUCUUACAAGGCCUCUUUGACGAAUGGGCCAACAAUAGUGGUGAAGAGGUUUAAGCAAAUGAACAAUGUAGGGAAGGAAGAGUUUCAAGAGCAUAUGAGAAGGAUUGGAAGGUUGAACCAUCCUAAUUUGAUUCCUCUUGUUGCUUACUAUUAUAGAAAAGAAGAGAAGCUCUUGGUUACCGACUUUGUUCAGAACGGUAGCCUAGCUGUUCGCCUUCAUGGACACCAAGCACUAGGGGAACCAAGCCUUGAUUGGCCAAUAAGGUUGAAAAUUGUGAAAGGCAUAGCAAGAGGUCUUGAAAAUCUAUACAAAGAUAUGCCAAGCCUAAUUGCACCUCAUGGAAAUCUCAAAUCUGCAAACGUGCUUCUCACUGAAACAUUUGAGCCACUUCUCACAGAUUUUGGAUUAGUCCCAGUAACAAACCAAGAAAUGGCCAAGGAAAUAAUGGUAACAUAUAAAUCACCUGAGUAUUUGCAACAUGGAAGAAUUACAAAGAAAAGUGAUGUUUGGUGUCUUGGAAUAUUAAUAUUGGAGAUUUUAACUGGUAAACUUCCAGCUACAUUUUUACAACAAGGUAAAGGAAGUGAGGUGAGUUUAGCAAAUUGGGUGAUUUCAGUAGUACCUGAGGAGUGGAAUAGUUCAGUGUUUGAUAAAGAAAUGGGUGCAACAAAGAAUGGUGAAGGAGAGAUGGGAAAGCUUUUGAAGAUUGCAUUGAGUUGUUGUGAAGUGGAUGUUGAUAAAAGAUGUGAUUUGAAAGAAGCUGUUGAGAAAAUUCAACAAGUGGAAGAGAGGGAUAAUCAUGAUGAUGAGGAGGAUUUUUUUACAGCUGACAUGAAAUGAAAAUAAAAAUCUUUUCAUGUUGAUGAAUUGUUAUUACCUUACUCAUUCAGUACUUGGAUUUUCUAUCUAUAUCCCUUAAAAUUGAAAAACAAUGUCACGUUAAUAUGAGAGAUGGAUAUAUUAA
Molecule: messenger RNA, 2519 nt
Organism: Medicago truncatula (barrel medic)
Lineage: Eukaryota; Viridiplantae; Streptophyta; Magnoliopsida; Fabales; Fabaceae
Product: pollen receptor-like kinase 1
Biological process (GO): protein phosphorylation
Molecular function (GO): ATP binding; protein kinase activity; protein binding
Source: RefSeq, a predicted model, not a curated record